Lucilia cuprina (Australian sheep blowfly) is the source of this 366-nucleotide messenger RNA. Its product is annotated as calmodulin-alpha-like. The record is from RefSeq and is a predicted model, not a curated record. Gene Ontology annotation, molecular function: calcium ion binding. NCBI's taxonomy places the organism in Eukaryota, Metazoa, Arthropoda, Insecta, Diptera, Calliphoridae. Gene Ontology annotation, cellular component: myosin II complex. Bases 151 to 351 code for a protein of 66 amino acids. The transcript has 2 exons.
AUUCAAAAUUUAUAGAUUUUUAAACCGAAGUUGUCAACUAAACAAAAAACGAAACAAAACCAAGAUUUAUAGAAAAUUUUUAACAAAAACUAAAAACUAAACAUAUUUUUUGCUACUUAACAUUUUUCUUAAGCAAAGAAGUUUUAUAAAAUGGCCGAUCAACUAACAGAAGAACAAAUUGCUGAAUUCAAAGAAGCAUUCUCACUUUUCGAUAAAGAUGGUGAUGGCACCAUCACAACAAAGGAAUUGGGCACAGUCAUGAGAUCGCUCGGUCAAAAUCCCACAGAAGCUGAAUUGCAGGAUAUGAUCAAUGAAGUCGAUGCUGAUGGUAAGUUGCAAUUAAUUAAAUAAACAAUUAAUUCAAAC